Messenger RNA from Oppia nitens, 1308 nucleotides. Its product is annotated as riboflavin transporter 2-like. Gene Ontology annotation, cellular component: plasma membrane. Gene Ontology annotation, biological process: riboflavin transport. Gene Ontology annotation, molecular function: riboflavin transmembrane transporter activity. The record is from RefSeq and is a predicted model, not a curated record. The transcript is spliced from 4 exons. Bases 1 to 1308 code for a protein of 435 amino acids. Lineage: Eukaryota; Metazoa; Arthropoda; Arachnida; Sarcoptiformes; Oppiidae.
AUGUCAUUUUUAUUGAGUGAUCGCAUUAUUUUAGUCGACAUAUUGUCCGCAGUGUUUGGCAUCAGUUCUUGGAUUGCAGUGAACGGCAUUUGGACACAAACACCACUUUUAGUCCAACAAUUGCCGGAAAGUUUCAAUUUAUUAUCAUAUAUUGUAGUACUCAUACAAGUGGCUAAUGUCGGACCAAUCAUAUACUCAUUUUUUAAAUCUAAAUUUUCAACCAAAAGAGUGGAAGUGCCGUCCAUUCAUAUAAUACUAUUGAUCGGUUCGUUAGCCUGUCUGCUAUCGGUCUUCUUUUGGGAUCAUUUAGCUGUCAUUAAUGGCACCAAACAUUCGGUGGCAUUCCUUGCGUUGACUACACUGUUAGCCAUUAUGGACACCACAACAUCAUUGCUAUAUUUCCCAUAUAUGUCACACUUUAAAUCUAAAUAUUUGGUAUCGUUAAUAUUUGGUGAAGGCCUCAGUGGAGUGGUUCCCAGUGCUGUAGCAUUGAUUCAAGGUGUGGGAGGAGAACCCACCUGUAAGAACAUAAGCACCGGAAACGAUACCUAUAAGAUGAUCCCAGUGUCAGCCGAUCCUCGAUUUUCUGUUAAUAUGUUUUAUUUGUGUCUUUUUAUUUUGGUGUUGUUGUGUUGGUUGGCAUUCAUUUUGCUCCAUCACUUAAAUAUAUGCAAAAAGGAACGGUUAGAUAAUUAUCCCGAAACAGAAACAAAUCAAAACACAACUAUUGCAUCAAAUCAACAAAUAAUUGAUUCUUCAAUUGAAAAGAGUUCAGAUAGUCAUGAGAUAAUAUCCAGAAAUAUGUUUAUAUACUUACUGUUAGUUCAGGCCUACAUCAAUGCCGUAUCCAAUGGAGUGCUUACAAGUAUUGAAAGUUAUGCAAAAGCUCCAUAUGGUUAUCAACCUUACCAUUUAGCCGUACAAUUAUCGUCUAUAGCUAAUCCCAUAUCAUGUUGUAUUGUAUUUUUGUUGAGCACACGUAUGCAAAAAUUGGUGAUGCCUGUAUGUGUGUCCAUUGGAACGGCAUGUGCCAUAUUUAUAUUAAUCGCUGCCCGUAUGAGUCCUACACCUCCCGGUUAUAAUACAACAGUUGGUAAAGUAUUUAUAGUGAUAGUGUCCAUCGCAACCACUGCCAGCUUCUCCUUCUCCAAGACAUGUAUUGCCGCUAUAUUUAGAGCGACUAAAACAUCACAUAAACUGUUAUAUUAUUGCGGUAUAUCCACACAAUUGGGUUCAUUUAUAGGAGCGGUCAUUAUGUUUUGUAUUGUCAAUUAUGCCAAUGUUUUUCAUAGUGCUCCACCAUGUUAA